Molecule: messenger RNA, 4817 nt
Organism: Nycticebus coucang (slow loris)
Lineage: Eukaryota; Metazoa; Chordata; Mammalia; Primates; Lorisidae
Gene: EHD4
Product: EH domain containing 4
Exons: 6
Coding region: 697-2322 (541 amino acids)
Biological process (GO): endosomal transport; endocytosis
Cellular component (GO): cytoplasm; plasma membrane
Molecular function (GO): calcium ion binding; GTP binding; protein binding
Source: RefSeq, a predicted model, not a curated record
UUACAGAAAAUCAAAGAAAACUAAGGGGGAAACUUUAAUUGAGUCAUAAUUUAGUGGAAGCAAUGUGGAAAAAGAGAAAAUAUCUACCCAAAUGGAUUCCAGCCCACUUCCCCACCUUCAGAUUUUGUCAAUUAUGUCCAUGAGCCUAGGUCUCUUCGCCAGUAAAAUGGGGGUAAUGAUAUUCUGCCAGCAGGAAGAAAGAACCUGCCUGUCAACUUUCUGAACUUCUCCUCCUCGGUAUCGAAUCUAUAGGCCUGGAUCAGUAACCGUUCCUGGAGACGGAGCUGCCUCUGGAAGCUUCUUUCUGCCAGCUUAGAUUUGCCUGAAAGCCAAUGCCACCUGGCCAGAGGUGGGGCUCGGGUCACCAGAAGGGAGCCACCCGCCGGACGAGUCCACGCCACCGGGUGGGGGCAGACACCCUCUCCCAGACUAGUCCUCCUGACUUUGUCAUCAAUAAUUCAUUAAGAACCUCCUCUCCAUUGGCUAACGCCUCCAGCCUCUCUGGCAGAGGUCCAAUGAGGAAGGACCUGAGAGAGCCUUUCUGAGAGCCCGUGACGUUGCGUCCAGAGAUUGGCUGUGGCGACGCGAGGCGGGGCCGGCUCGGGCUUGGGCGAGCACGUCUGGGAUGGCUCAGUGAGAGCCCGGGAGUGUCGAACCCAGAGCUGGGUGCGGGCGCUGAGCGGCAAGGGCGGCAGGAUGUUCAGUUGGUUGGGGCGGCAGGCGGGCGGGCGCGAGCGCGCGGGCGGCGCGGACGCGGUGCAGACGGUGACGGGCGGCCUGCGCUCGCUCUACCUGCGCAAGGUGCUGCCUCUGGAGGAGGCGUACCGCUUCCACGAGUUCCACUCUCCGGCGCUGGAGGACGCCGACUUCGAGAACAAGCCCAUGAUCCUGUUGGUGGGUCAGUACAGCACCGGCAAGACCACCUUCAUCAGAUACUUACUGGAGCAGGAUUUCCCAGGCAUGAGGAUUGGUCCGGAGCCUACCACCGAUUCCUUCAUCGCUGUGAUGUAUGGAGAAACUGAGGGCAGUACCCCAGGGAAUGCUUUAGUCGUGGAUCCCAAAAAGCCAUUCAGAAAACUUAGUCGCUUUGGAAAUGCUUUUCUGAAUCGGUUCAUGUGCUCCCAGCUGCCCAACCAAGUUCUGAAGAGCAUCAGCAUCAUUGACAGCCCCGGCAUCCUCUCUGGGGAGAAGCAGCGCAUCAGCCGAGGGUAUGAUUUCUGCCAGGUCCUGCAGUGGUUUGCUGAGAGGGUUGACAGGAUCAUCCUGCUCUUUGACGCUCACAAACUAGACAUUUCAGACGAGUUCUCGGAGGCCAUCAAGGCCUUCCGGGGCCAGGACGACAAGAUCCGCGUGGUGCUGAACAAGGCCGACCAAGUGGACACACAGCAGCUGAUGCGGGUCUACGGGGCCCUCAUGUGGUCCCUGGGCAAGGUCAUCAACACGCCUGAGGUGCUGCGCGUCUACAUCGGCUCCUUCUGGGCACAGCCCCUGCAGAACACGGACAACCGCCGGCUCUUUGAGGCUGAGGCCCAGGACCUCUUCAGAGACAUCCAGAGCCUGCCCCAGAAGGCAGCAGUGCGCAAACUCAACGACCUCAUCAAGCGAGCCCGGCUGGCCAAGGUACAUGCCUACAUCAUCAGCCACCUGAAGAAGGAGAUGCCAAGUGUGUUUGGAAAGGAAAACAAGAAAAGAGAGCUUAUCAGCAGGUUACCAGAAAUCUACAUUCAGCUACAACGAGAAUACCAGAUUUCUGCAGGAGACUUCCCUGAAGUCAAGGCGAUGCAGGAACAGCUUGAGAACUACGACUUCACCAAAUUCCACUCGCUGAAGCCCAAGCUCAUUGAGGCCGUAGACAACAUGCUGAGCAGCAAGAUCUCGUCCCUAAUGAGCCUCAUCAGCCAGGAGGAGACCAGCAUGCCCACGCAGCUCGUGCAGGGCGGCGCCUUCGAGGGCACCUCCGAGGGCCCCUUCAACCAGGGCUAUGGGGAGGGCGCCAAGGAGGGCGCCGACGAGGAGGAGUGGGUCGUGGCCAAAGACAAGCCUGCCUAUGAUGAGCUCUUCUACACUCUGUCGCCCGUCAACGGCAAGAUAUCGGGCGUCAACGCCAAGAAGGAGAUGGUGACCUCCAAGCUGCCCAACAGUGUUCUGGGCAAGAUCUGGAAGCUGGCCGACUGUGACUGCGAUGGCAUGCUGGACGAGGAGGAGUUCGCACUGGCCAAGCACCUCAUCAAGAUCAAACUCGAUGGCUACGAGCUGCCCAACAGCCUGCCCCCCCACCUUGUGCCCCCCUCUCAUAGGAAGUCCCUGCCGAAGGCUGACUAAGGUGCUGGCCAAAGGACUGGGCAGGCCACGGCAGGGGAGUCAGGGGACCUGGGCCUGAGGCCUGCUCUGCCACUGACUCUUUGAAGGACCUUGAGCAAGGCACUGCCUGCUCUAUGCCUCAGUUUCCCCAUCUGUAGAAUGGGGAGGACAGACACUGGACUUUUCACCUAGAAAAGAUGAAGGUCUUUUCACCUUCAGAAUUCUCUGAGUUUCUAUUAAAAUGUUGGUAGGGAGUGCCAAGGAAGGAUAAGGAGAUUGAAGGGUUGCGAAGAAAGGAAAAUUGUCCAGAGAGUACUCGGCAGCCUGGAGAAACACAUGGAGAUGGGCUUGGUGGACUCCCAGGAACCUUGGGGGAGUGGACUGGGGCUUGCCAGGAGUAGCUGGGUCUUUGGGGCUCCCUGGGCUGCUUGUCAUCAUGAAUGACCUUCAGAGCACCUAUCUGUUCCUCAGCACCGGGAGGCAGCAAAGACUAUCUUAAUUUAUUUUGUUUUCUUCUAUAUUUAGAGUGGGGGAAAAAAAAAUAGAGCAGAGUUUCUGCUCUCUCCAGACUGUCUACCAAAGAGAAGAAGACCAAUGCUCCCGGGUUUGGGAGGAGAAUGCACUGUGUCUGAGCACCCCAUCCCUUCAGCAGGACCCAGCAGAGUGGGCAGCUGAGCCCCCGGGCCCCUCUCUCCCAGCACCCUGCUGACCAGAUCACCAGCCCUCCUAGGCCUUCCUUCUGCAGCCUUCCCAGUAAAGCUGUAUUUGAUUAGGAAUUUGGAACUCAACAACCAUUAUUAACCCCGGCAAGAUUUCCAGUUUGCAUUUCAAGUCAUGUUGCAGUCUGGAAGGAAAAGAGGUGGUUCUCCUCAGCGGCUCUGUCCCUCAACCAUUAAAUAUCCCCAAACCGCCUUGAUUGAAGACAGGAUUUAAAUUCAGUGAAAACCUGUCUUGCUGUGUGCAGUGUCCCAGGCCCUAGGGACACAGGUGAAUGAGAGACCAGCCUUGUCCUGGGCUGGUGAGUAGAAGAGAUCAGUCUGCCAAAGUUAGACGUUGUUUUUGUAAAAACAGGCAUUUAUUAUGUCCAGUGAUGUUUUUUCCCCUCUGCAGGAUAAAAACCUUUAUAUAGAAACAAAGUGGAAUCUUACAUAUAAAACCCUUUCCUUUAAGGAUUUGGGCACUUAAUACCUUUGUGUUGGCUCUGAGUGUUCUUUCCCCAAAUCCCCUGAGUAAACCUCCCUGGACCUCUUAUUCAGAUGCCCGUGUCAGAAGGUGAUUCAUUCUUACCACCACCCUCCUCACUCUGUGGGUACCAGCGGGGGAGGCAGGUGCCUUUCAACAUUAUUAUUUAUGCAAUAAAAGACACAAAAUAGCAAUGGGGCCCUGCUGGCACCAGAAAUGAAUGAAAUCAGAACAGUCCCACCGAACCUUCCAAAAACCAUAUAAUGGUUUUCUUGUCACCUGCCUCUGGUGACAUCAAGACCAGAGCUGAAGAUUUAAGAGCAAAUAUAUACGUAUUGAUAGAGGGGAAGCAUUUAUGUCCAGAUGCCAAUCCUCAUAUUCCCUAGCUUACUUUCUAAAUAGUUUUUAUUUUUUUAAUUUUUUUUUUUUUUUGAGACAGAGUCUCACCAUGUCACCCAAGGUGAGACUCUGUCUCAAUUCAUGCAUUACAGCUAACAGCAACCUCAAACUCCUGGGCUCAAGCUAAUCUCUUGCCUCACUCUCCGAAGUAGCUGGGACUACAGGUGCCUGCCACAAUGCCCGGCCAUUCUUUUUGUUGCAGUUGUCGUCGUUCAGCUGGCCCAGUCCAGGUUCGAACCUGCCACCUUCAGUGUAUGUGGCCAGCGCCAUAACCACUGUACUACAAGCGCCAAGACUACUUUUACUUUCUUUUUUUUUUUUUUGUAGAGACAGAGUCUCACUGUACCACCCUCAGGUAGAGUGCCAUGACGUCACACAGCUCACAGCAACCUCUAACUCUUGGGCUUAUGCAUGCGAUUCUCUUGCCUCAGCCUCCCAAGCAGCUGGGACUACAGGCGCCCACCACAACGCCCGGCUAUUUUAUUUUUUGUUGCAGUUUGGCCGGGGCUGGGUUUGAACCCGCCACCCUCAGCAUAUGGGGCCGGCGCCCUACUCACUGAGCCACAGGCACCGCCCUUACUUUCUAAAUAGUUUUAGGAGAAGUAAAUGCAUAACAUGACUUUCUUAGUCUCAUAAUGAGAACUUUUAAGUAAGCAAAAUACAUAGAAAAGAAACACUGUUAAUUCCAGUACUAUAAUGUGAGCAGACAGUUCUGUGAGCGCUGGAGGACUGCCCCUAGUCUGUGCACACAGCAGAGGCCACCAAAGGGUAAGUUGAGGAGGAGAGCGAGUUCAUUUGUCCAAAGACUUAGAGAUGCCAGUGAGGGCUGAUUUUCCAUUCAGAAUUUUCUUCUUUAACUCUGCUCAAUUGUCAUAUAUAAACAUACAUUUUUAUAAAUAUGUAUGUCAUGUGAGUAUUUUUAAAGUUUAUCAAUG